AUGUCGCACACCAGCAUGAAUCUUCCACCAGGUCCUUCCUAUCUCCUCCGCCUUUUCCCGAGCUAUGCAAUCCCCUCCGUUAUCGUCUACUUCUCGCUCCAAAAUCUUGCGAACUGGGCUACUCUCAGCAUUUCUUCAUGGCUGCUAGUUUUCCUCUCAUUCCUAGCCCGACCGCUGCUUUUCUUUGCUCAGGUCCAGUAUGCCACCAUCGUCAACAAGCGUGAGGCAGCAAAAAUGGGAGCCGUACUAGCGCCAACUGUCAAGGCGUCAGGGCUACAAAUCAUCAAAAUAAUGGUCGAGACUCUUCGGGAGGGAUAUCCAGGGGAAGACUUUCGCCACUGGGCGGAAGACUACGGGCAUACCUAUCAACUUAAUUUGCUGAAAGAUACCGCCCUCUUCACUGACGAUCCCGAAGCCGUCAAAGCCAUCCUGGCAACCCAAUUUGAUGCAUUUGAGAAAGGCCCGAUAUUUCAAGACCAGUUUCACUCCCUUCUAGGGGCAGGGGUAUUCAAUACUGAUGGCGAAAUGUGGAAAUUUCAUCGCAGCCUCACGCGUCCGUUCUUCAGUCGAGAACGGAUAAGCGACUUCGACAUUUACGCUCGAAAUUCCGAUCUGUCGCUCAAGCAGGCAAGACGGCGUCUGCAAGAAGGGUAUUCCAUAAACUUUCAGGACCUCGUUUCGCGCUUCACCCUCGACUCUGCGACGGAAUUUCUUUUUGGGCACAACGUCUCGUCAUUGUCAGCUGGUCUCCCAUAUCCACCGUCUUCGUCCCAAUUAACUCCGGCGUCCUUCCACUCUCAUCCGGCGACCAUCUUCGCAACGGCAUCUACCGAGAGUUCUCUUCUGGCGUCGCUCCGAACUGGACGCGGUCCCGAAUGGUCCCUGUUUGAGUUCUGGCAAGAUAGAAUUCAGCCGUUAAGGGAAAUCAUAGACGACUUUACGGAGCCGGUUAUCAAGGAAGCGAUCGAUCGAGCUCGUGUCCAGGAGAAGGGCGCUCAUCGUGGUGAGGAGGGCACGCUGCUGGAGUACAUGCUCCAACACACGCAAGAUCCCCAGAUCUUGAAGGACGAGGUGGUCAAUCUCCUCGUGGCCGGACGCGAUACUACCAUGGCCCUUCUCACGUUUUCGAUGUACCUGAUCAUCCAACAUCCUCACGUCGAACAUCGCCUUCGGCAAGAAAUAUACGAUGUCGUAGGUCCAUCAGGGCGCCCUACAUAUGAUCACAUGCGCCAGAUGCGGUUUGUUAGGGCGUUCCUCAACGAGGUUCUGAGGCUCUAUCCUUCUAUCCCCCUUAAUGUCAGGAGAAGCGUGAGGCCGGUCGUUCUCCCCACCUCAGAUCCUGAGAGAAAGCAUAUCUAUGUCCCGAAAGAUACGGUGUGCACGUUUUCCGUCUUCAACAUGCAUCGCCGAACAGACCUAUGGGGCCCUGACGCAGAAAAAUUCGACCCUGACCGAUUCCUUGACGAAAGGUUGCACAAGUAUCUCACCCCAAACCCAUUUAUCUUCCUCCCCUUUAACGCUGGACCGCGGAUUUGCAUCGGGCAGCAGUUUGCGUAUCACGAGGCCUCUUUCUACCUCGUGCGCCUCCUCCAGCAAUUUACCGGCUUUGAGAUGGACCGGGAGAUAAAUCAAGCGCCUCCCGCGAAGUGGGCUUCGAAGGAAGACAGAAGGAAAGAUGAACAGGUGCACCCUGUCACACAUCUGACACUUUCUAUUGUGGGCGGUUUUUGGAUGAGGAUGAGGGAGCUGAACCCCGAUUCGACGUCUCCUAUUGCCGUAACCUUCCGUGCUUGUGACGCUCUGGGGAUACCCCAACCUCUGAGAAACAUCCCCGCCGUCGUAUACACACCUGAUGCCAUUCUCAAUGCGGAUGAUCCUUCGCCUCAACUGGCUGCUGCUCUGAAGCAAGUCUACGACUCAGACCCAUCAUCCCCAGUUCUUGCCACCAAUUUCGACAACAUUGCCGUAUUUUGGACUCCCAACAAGGAGAAUGUUCGAUAUUACGAGUUAGUGGCGAGUGACGACACCCGGACAUUACUUGCGCUCCGAACGAUCACAGCCGCCCAUCUACUGCAUGCGCUGAUCUAUGAAUUAUAUGCCCCUCUCCCUGACAGCGCUGAAAAGACUGGAGUACUGCCCGAGGGGCCACCGAAGGACCACGUGCGAGGCGCACAAGAAAAGCUCGUCGUGGGUCGGGGCGACAUCGUACACGCAGCAAGCAACGGACUGGAUGGAUUUGCUCUGGAGUUGAAGCCUCACUACCCCUUGGAUUUCUCAGAGAUUCCACCGGAUACCCUCGCACACCUGGGUGCUGUCUAUCGGCCAUGUCCUCUCUCUUCGCUCGGCCUGCGUGAAAGGAUCCUUCAUGGCAGCUCCUUCACCUUGGAAAUUCUCGGCGUCGUAGCCGAGGGUAGCAAACGCGGCGUGUGCACUGUAUACCAAUGUCGAAUAAUCUCCGUCGACAACGAUGAAGUCGUCGAAUCUCCUGCCCUUUGUCUGAAAAAUUUCGAUGAUCGGUUCCAGCUUCUUGACCCGCCUGAGGAAGAGGAGUUGGAGGAAGAGCCCUCUGGUUGGCUGGAUCGGAUCGCCCUUGCUGAAUGGGAUGCGCGGCAAGAACACUGCGCUUACAAAAAGCUAGAAUGUCUCCAUGGGACGGUCUUUCCUUGGUAUUAUGGUGCUCAUCGAUUCACUCUACCUUGCGGCUUCCAAGUGUACGGAAUUCUCUUAGAAUACAGCCCUGGAUGGCCGCUCGACUCCGAGAAUGUUCGAACGCUGUCUCCUGAAAGUCAAAUUCAGCUUAUUCAGAGGUGUCGGCACGCUGCAAGAGUUUUAGAUAUUGCCGAUAUCGCUCAAAAGGACUGGCACACCGGACAGGUACUUGUCCACACAGCGUUGAACGGCAGUCUCACGCAUGGAGUGAUGAUUGACCUGGCGUCCAGCACGCAAACGAUCGAACCUGAGCUCUACAACGGCUGCUCAAACUUCCAUGGUGCCUUGUGUGGUCUAAUGGCGGGGCUGAGCAUGGCAGGCGCUGACAAACGUUUUGUCGUUGAUCACUUUGGGACGCCCGACGUUUGGCAAUAUGGUUCUUCGAUCAUUCCCCUUCCUCCGUCGAAAGACAGUGCACUGUUGUCUCCGCCGAAUCCAUUUGACUUCAUACAGUUAGUCAGAAAGGAAUAG
Cyclocybe aegerita is the source of this 3180-nucleotide messenger RNA. Lineage: Eukaryota; Fungi; Basidiomycota; Agaricomycetes; Agaricales; Hemipholiotaceae. The record is from the annotation of a GenBank genome assembly.